CGUGUUUCUUAGUUUGGUGUGUGUUACACAGGGCGUGCGGGCGGAAUUUAAGACGUUCACAAUGCGACCUUAACAGCAACUGUUUUUCCUUUUCUUUUCUAUAGCUUGUUAGGGUUGUGAAACGUAUUUCUCCAAUAGAGUACAAAAUAAAGACAGUUAAGUAUCUCCGCAAACCAAACGAUCCUGUAUUUCAUACGACGGUUAGCUUAUAAGCUAACGCCUACCGUUAGCUAUGGAGGAGAAGAAGGAGGAGGGAGAAGCCGAGAUCCAAGAGCACGGCCCCGAGCACUGGUUCUCUAAAUGGGAACGUCAGUGUUUAGCAGAGGUCGAGCGGGCCGACCCAAACGAGGAGGAGACGGAACAAAGCCAGCAGAAACUGUGGCACCUCUUUCAGAACUCGGCCACCGCGGUAGCACAGCUCUACAAAGAUAGAGUAUGUCAGCAGCAAGGCCUCUCUCUCUGGGUGCCCUUCCAGAAUGCAGCCACAGCGGUCACAAACCUUUACAAAGAGAGUAUGGAGGCCCGCCAGCGGAGCUAUGACCUGGGUAUCCACUUAGGCCACCAGCGCAGGAAUAAGGAUGUGAUCGCAUGGGUUAAGAAACGCAGAAGAACUAUAAGGCGCGAGGACCUCAUCAGCUUCCUGUGUGGCAAAGUUCCGCCUCUACGGACAGCCCGCGCCCCGCCAAGAGUUUCCAUGGUGUCUGCAAGCCGACCAUCACCCCCAGAGACGGGCAGCUCUGUGGAGACGGACUUGCAGCCUUUCAGAGAGGCCAUAGCACUGCAUGGCCUUAGUGGCGCCAUGGCGAGCAUUUCUGUGCGUUCUGGUCCUCCUGGUUCCCCAACUCACCCUGCCCAGCCCCUUAGUCGUCGCAGGAAUGGUCUUCAUGACGUGGACCUCAACACCUUCAUCGCCGAGGAGAUGGCGCUCCAUUUGGAAUCCACAGCCAAUCGUAAACGAGGCCCCGCCCCCUGUAGUGAUGUCAUCACGGACUCACCUACCCAUAAACGUAACAGGAUGCUCUGAACUUUUCCUACACCACCAAUCCCUCCUCUGUCCUCUCCUUGGUGGCCGACUGGACAGCUGAUGAGGACUGAUGCCUUGGCCAACCAUUUGAAAUCUUCCUCCUUUUCAUCUUAGUUGCAAUGCUACAAAUAAAGAACCUUAAGUUUUACAAAUCCACACAUUUAUUCCCUUUUUCUUUCUUUACCUUCUCUCUUGUCUCGCACGUCCUCUCCAUAGUAGUGUUCUGUUCUUUUGUUUUUCCAGAAGAUAUUUGUUCCCGUUUGGUUGCCCCUAGUAGAUCUGAUUAUAGAGGCGAGCACACAUCGCACUUAAAAUCCUUAAAUUGCAGAAUGUUGCGUUUGGACAUCGUUUAUUUGGUCGGGCUCCUUUUGUUCUUCACAUCCAGUAUGAACCAGGCUGGUGCCUCCUGUUUGCAGUUCUCCUCCCCUCGUUCCUCAAGCAUACUUCCUCCUCUGUCUCCUCUAUGGCUUGCUGGCCAAACCAGACUGGACUGAAACCCGGGCUCCUCUGCAGGCUGAACCACCUCCUCGCUGUGUGGCUCGACUCAAACUGCUUGUCAGCGUGUGUAUCUGAUUCUACUGCUGCUCUGUGGUUUUGCGUAUCUGACAGCAGAACUGCCACUUAGUGUGUUGUACUUGUCUUUGCCUUUUGAGAAAGCUGCUACAGUAUCUCUGGUUGUUGUGCAAUGUGUGUGUGUGUGUGUGUGUGUGUGUGUGCUUCUGGAUGCGGAUGCAGGGUUCUGGCAAAUCCAGCAACCACUUAGCCAAAUUAUUUCCUGUUUUACUUAAAUUCAUCCUAUUCUUUUUUCCUUUUAGAUGCUCCUUCCAGCCCAAACCAGGGUUUUAUCACAAAGCAGGUCACCCCAAUUUACACAGAUAAUGGUGACUAUCAUUACAGUUAGUCUGCUGACACUUUCAGUAGUGUGUGUGGGGUGGGGGGGUCCAGGAGACAAAGCUUCACUUAGUACCCAUGUCCUGCAUUCUUAUUUGCAAGUUUCCACUAACGCUGUUUGUUAUUGGUGACUUCGUGUUUGCAAAUAAUCCAAAUAUAUGUUGUUUUUUUUCUCCUGUCUGCGUCAAAAUACACCCGACAGAUUACUGGUUCUUGCGUUUUGCAGUAAGUGUUUCAAAGCUUGUAUUUUACCUUUGUUUACAUUUGGCCCUUUGAUAACAAACUGGUGCGUUGUCAGCAUUUCUCACUUUUAUUUAAGAGAGUUGCAACACUUUCACUCUUGUGAUUUCAGCUUCAAACCUCUAAAAGUACAGAGGACAUUUGCCAGUGAACUGGUUGGGGGAUGACAGCUGUGGUAUUUUAAUUUGCUCAGCCAGCUAAUGGACUAUUGGGUGUGGUGGUUCAGCACUUGUUUGGCUAAUUUCACACACUGCUUUGUGAUACAAUCUUGUGUAAUGUGUGUAAAUAACAUGUCGGUGCUGUUAUAUGUGGUACAUAUUGUAAAAAGAAGUGCAAAUCCAUUGGGAUGUAUGUACAAAAACAAUUGACAUUAAAGAAAAUACAACCGUU
Molecule: messenger RNA, 2545 nt
Organism: Anarrhichthys ocellatus (wolf-eel)
Lineage: Eukaryota; Metazoa; Chordata; Actinopteri; Perciformes; Anarhichadidae
Gene: hapstr1b
Product: HUWE1 associated protein modifying stress responses b
Exons: 4
Coding region: 233-1024 (263 amino acids)
Source: RefSeq, a predicted model, not a curated record